This is a messenger RNA of Helianthus annuus (common sunflower), 1392 nucleotides long. RefSeq lists its product as uncharacterized. NCBI's taxonomy places the organism in Eukaryota, Viridiplantae, Streptophyta, Magnoliopsida, Asterales, Asteraceae. The transcript has 4 exons. The record is from RefSeq and is a predicted model, not a curated record. The coding region runs from base 1 to 1392 and encodes 463 amino acids.
AUGCCGCCCAGAUGGAACAUAAACACAAACCCGUUACCAAGAACUGAAGCAGAACUUAACGAGCACAUCUCUCUGGCAAUAGCGCAGCACGAAGCCCUCCGCUCUGAACAAAGCGGUGGCACUUCAGGAAACAAUCCUCCAACUGGCUGCACAUACAAACAGUUCCUAGACUGUAAGCUCUUGAACUUUGAUGGCGCAGGAGGUGCCGUUGCAUUCGUGCGAUGGGUCAAGAAGACCGAUUCAGUUCUGAGGAUGAGUAAAUGCCUGCCUGAGCAGAGAGUUACUUACAUUUCGAGAUUGUCCUUGGAUGGUGCACUCUCUUGGUGGAACCUUCAGGUUCAAACCAAGGGUGAAGCUGCUGCAUACGCAAUGAGCUGGGACGAGCUUAAAGAGUUGAUGAGAAAGAAAUACUGCACAUGGGCCGAAAUUCAGAAGCUUGAGACGGAAUUUUGGAACUUAAAGAUGGACGGACCAAAAAUUGCUGAAUACAUUCAACGCUUCCACGAUUUGUCCAGGGUUGUCCCCUACUUGGUGGAGCCUGAAUUUAAGAGAAUUGAGAGAUUCAUCUGGGGUCUUGCUCCAGAAAUCCUGAGCAUGGCCACUGCUUCGAAGCCUCCUACCAUCAUUGAGGCAAUUGAUUUGAGUGUCGCACUCACUGAAGAAGCACCCCGUUUGGGAAAAUUCUCAAAAUCUGGACCAGUAAGUAUGAAAAUUGUGGUAGGACUGGGCAUGCCAAAGAUACGUGUUGGUUUGGUGCGGGACGCGGUAAUAAGAAUUAAGGAGGAAAUGGUAACCAAGGUGGUAACGGUAAUCAAAAUGGUAAUAGGAACUAAGGUGGGAAUGGUAAUUAGGGAGGAAAAUGGGAACAUAGGCGAAAAUGGUAAUCAAGCUGGCAAUGGGAAUCAUGGAGGAAACAAUAAUAAUAAUAAUCAAGCCGGAAUGGUAAUGGUAGAGGCCAAGGCUGUUAUGGCUGCGGAGACAUGGGGCAUUUUAAGAGAGAUUGCCCUAAAGAUAAUCAAGCCCGUGGAAGAUUUCGUAUCUAUAGAAUUUAAGAAUACACUUGACCUAGUUACAAGUAAGCUAGACGUCCCAUAUUCUAUAGAACUGGCAAAUGGAAAAUUAGUUGAAGCAAGUGAGGUGAUUAAGGGCUGUACACUUGAACUUGGAGAGCGAGAAUUUUCUAUUGAUCUUUUACCUGUUGAUUUGGGAAGUUUCGACGUUGUUGUUGGGAUGGAUUGGUUGUCCGACAACCGUGCGGAGGUGGUUUGUCACAAGAAAACCAUCCGCAUCCCACUGUUGAAUGGAGAAACGCUUGUGAUUCAUGGGGAGAAGCGUGAAACGCCUCUACGAAUUAUCAAUUGCAUGAAGGCGCAGAAGUGCCUCCGAAUUUAA